Dracunculus medinensis (Guinea worm) is the source of this 1002-nucleotide messenger RNA. The record is from the annotation of a GenBank genome assembly. Lineage: Eukaryota; Metazoa; Nematoda; Chromadorea; Rhabditida; Dracunculidae.
AUGAAUGUUGAAUAUAAAUCGUCAUCGUCGUCAUUGUCAACAACAACAACAACCACAACGAAUAAUUCAACGAACGCGUUAAUUAAUAGUGCAGCAAAUCAAGGAAUUGCUACGCCACAGCCGAAGACUGUCGGACGAGUUCAGGGGUCAACUCCUUCGAAUUGCCUAGGCGGUCCAAUAACAACGCAGAGUGUAGCGCCACAAUUUUCCAUCCCGACGCCACAAGCACUUACUCAAAAUGCAAAUCCUGAGGUUUUAUCUGCUUUUGAAUGUCCAGUUUGUAUGGAUUAUAUGAUGCCACCUUAUUUACAAUGUCAGAGUGGACAUUUGGUUUGUGGAAACUGCCGUCCAAAACUUACCUGUUGUCCUACUUGUCGCGGACCAGUUCCAAGUGUUCGAAAUUUGGUUCUUGAAAAGAUUGCAAACACGGUUAUGUUUCCUUGUAAAUUCGCUGCGUCAGGUUGUCCCUUAACUUUUUCUCAUGUUGAAAAAGUUGAACAUGAAGAACUGUGUGAACAUCGACCAUACUGUUGUCCAUGUCCUGGUGCUUCUUGCAAAUGGCAAGGUAAUCUCUCUGAGGUCAUGGGUCAUUUAAUGAAGGUUCAUAAAUCAAUUACCACAUUACAAGGCGAAGACAUUGUUUUCUUGGCAACUGAUAUUAACUUACCUGGUGCUGUUGACUGGGUCAUGAUGCAGUCGUGUUUCGGAUAUCAUUUUAUGUUAGUUCUUGAAAAGCAAGAAAAAUUUCAAGAUGGGAAUCAAAUGUUUUAUGCUGUCGUGCAACUUAUAGGCGCCAAAAAAGAGUCCGAAAAUUUCAUGUACAGAUUAGAACUUGCUACUCACAGGAGGCGAUUCAGUUGGGAAGCUUCACCAAGAAGUAUUCAUGAAGGCGUUGCUCAUGCUAUAUCUUUAUCGGACUGUAUGGCAUUUGAUACGCAAACAGCUCAGCUGUUUGCUGAAAAUGGUAAUCUUGGUAUCAAUGUAACAAUAUCGAUGGUAUAG